AUGUUUUUUAAUUUAGCAUUCCCCUUUUUUUAUUUAAAUGUAAUUAUUCAUGUAAACUUUAUUAACUGCUUCAUUAAAAUUAGCGAGCGCACAGGUUUCAUACACGUAUCACUUGCGUCCAAGAAGGUAACAAGACCUUUGCGCCAUUUACCCCUAUACAGUUUAUCAAAAAACAGUUUUGUAGCAAUAAACAAAAGAUUAGAAGAUAUAGGAAUAUAUCCUAAAGAUAUUGAAGAAACUUUUAUUAAAGGAACAGGAAAAGGAGGACAGAAAGUAAAUAAAACAAAUAAUUGUGUAAUGAUAAAAUGUAACGACAUGAAUGAAGACAAAAUAAUUAUAAAAUGUCAUAAAUACAGGUGUUUACAGAAAAAUAGAACAUAUGCACGCGAAUUGUUAUACAAAAAAAUAACGUCAAUAAAAGAAAAAGUAGAAGAGGAUAUUUCUAAUCGCAUUGAAAAAGAAAAAAGAAGAAUAUUAAAGAUUACGGAUAGGGAAAAGAAGGAGUCAAUAAAUUACAAAAAAAGAAGAUCUACAAUAAAAAGUGAUAGACAAAAAAUUAUAAGAUUUGAAAGUGAUGAUAUUGCUUGA
Molecule: messenger RNA, 588 nt
Organism: Plasmodium malariae
Lineage: Eukaryota; Apicomplexa; Aconoidasida; Haemosporida; Plasmodiidae
Product: peptide chain release factor 2, putative
Exons: 4
Coding region: 1-588 (195 amino acids)
Biological process (GO): translational termination
Cellular component (GO): mitochondrion
Molecular function (GO): translation release factor activity
Source: RefSeq, a predicted model, not a curated record